AUGACUCACCACACAUCGUCCUCGUCGGACUCUGCGCGUCAUCGAGCAUUAUUAACCUCCUCCCACGUGGCCACCGCGCAGCAACACGUCAACGAUGCGCCACCGCCACUUGGCUCGCUUGACGACCCGGACUCGGACCAGGAAGAAGAAGCACCGGCGUCACGUGCCUACGGCGGCGGUGGUGAUGUCGUCGUGAUGCUCGGCCUGCCGCACGUCUUCACCGUCGGCUGCGAUGACAUCGCCGGCGGCGGCGGCGACGGCGGGCAGGCCGUCGUGCGCUGGGACGACGCCGCCGAGCAGCUCGUCGACGCGGGCCCCGACGACUUGCACGCCGUCACCGCCCCAGACGUGGAAAAGCUCUUGCCGUACCACGACCCGACGGCGGGUGGCGCGGACGAGGCGCGGACGGCGGGCGGCGAGCGCACCUGGGGCCAGCUGACGAGCGCCAUCACCGCGGAGCUGCUAUCGCGCGUGACCGGGCAGCGACCGCUACCCCAGCAGAGCGCCGUCUGGCACAUGAGCACCACGGACCGCGUCCGCGGCGAGCCGCCGCCAUCGGCCGCCGAGCUCGCCAUGGAGCGGCAAAUCGCAGGCACCGGGGGGCCGCCGCCGCCGCCUCCCCGCGAGCUGCGCUUCUCUCUAGACCAGCACGCCAAGACGUACUCCGCCGCGCGCCUCGGCGCCGACCGCACGCGCGACGCCACCGACGCCACCUCGUACCUUCUCUCCGCCCUCGACGGGGACGUCACGGAGGCGGACCUCGUGGGCGAGAUGCAGCUCGCGUUCCUCGCCGGCGCGCACCUCGGCAGCGACGCCUGCAUCGCGCAGUGGUUCCACGCCUCCGCGCGGCUCUUCCUCCGCGCGCACGCGCUCCCGCGGCUCCGGCCUUCCCUCGCAGCCGCGUGGCUGCGCGCGCUGGCGGCGCAGCUGGCGCACGGCGGGACGAGGCUGGAGGUGCCGCUGGGGGAGAUGCUAGGCGAGGCGCGGGCGCGGGAGCUGCGCCUGGCGCUGAUCGUGUACAAGCGGCGGCUGCAGGAGGAGGAGGAGGAGGAGCAGGGGGAAGGGAUGAUGGAGGUGGUGAUGGCGUUUGCGGGGGUGGAGGCGGCGGUGGCGGGGGAGGGAUGGGAUUGGGAUCUGGGGGCGGAGUAUGUGCGUAGGGGGAGGGUGGUGAUGGAGGACGGGGAGGAGGUAGAGCUGGAGAUGGAUGAGCUGCAGGCGGAGGACGAGAGGGGCGAGUGGGCGCCGGAGGUGGUUGAGCUGGAUGAGCAUGGGCGCGAGAAGGGGUUGAUCUCGUGGAAUGAUUAG
Cordyceps fumosorosea ARSEF 2679 is the source of this 1305-nucleotide messenger RNA. Its product is annotated as AAR2 family protein. The record is from RefSeq and is a predicted model, not a curated record. Lineage: Eukaryota; Fungi; Ascomycota; Sordariomycetes; Hypocreales; Cordycipitaceae. The transcript has a single exon. The coding region runs from base 1 to 1305 and encodes 434 amino acids. Gene Ontology annotation, biological process: spliceosomal tri-snRNP complex assembly.